AUGAAGGAGAGGGGAGCCAUGAAGGAGAGGGGAGCCAUGAAGGAGAGGGGAUCUAUGAAGGAGAGGGGAGCCAUGAAGGAGAGGGGAGCCAUGAAAGAGAGGGGAGCCAUGAAAGAGAGGGGAGCCAUGAAGGAGAGGGGAGCCAUGAAGGAGAGGGGAGCCAUGAAGGAGAGGGGAGCCAUGAAGGAGAGGGGAGCCAUGAAGGAGAGGGGAGCCAUGAAGGAGAGGGGAGCUAUGAAGGAGAGGGGAGCCAUGAAGGAGAGGGGAGCCAUGAAGGAGAGGGGAGCUAUGAAGGAGAGGGGAGCCAUGAAGGAGAGGGGAGCCAUGAAGGAGAGGGGAGCCAUGAAGGAGAGGGGAGCCAUGAAGGAGGGGAGCCAUGAAAGAGAGGGGAACCAUGAAAGAGAGGGGAGCCAUGAAAGAGAGGGGAACCAUGAAAGAGAGGGGAGCCAUGAAAGAGAGGGGAGCCAUGAAAGAGAGGGGAGCCAUGAAAGAGAGGGGAACCAUGAAGGAGAGGGGAACCAUGAAGGAGAGGGGAACCAUGAAGGAGAGGGGAGCCAUGAAAGAGAGGGGAGCCAUGAAAGAGAGGGGAACCAUAAAAGCAGAGGGGUGCCAUGA
Messenger RNA from Salvelinus fontinalis (brook trout), 615 nucleotides. RefSeq names its product high mobility group nucleosome-binding domain-containing protein 5-like. The transcript has a single exon. Lineage: Eukaryota; Metazoa; Chordata; Actinopteri; Salmoniformes; Salmonidae. The coding region runs from base 1 to 615 and encodes 204 amino acids. The record is from RefSeq and is a predicted model, not a curated record.